This is a messenger RNA of Populus trichocarpa (black cottonwood), 1907 nucleotides long. Its product is annotated as protein trichome birefringence-like 26. Bases 304 to 1629 code for a protein of 441 amino acids. Gene Ontology annotation, molecular function: O-acetyltransferase activity. The transcript is spliced from 3 exons. Gene Ontology annotation, cellular component: Golgi apparatus. The record is from RefSeq and is a predicted model, not a curated record. NCBI's taxonomy places the organism in Eukaryota, Viridiplantae, Streptophyta, Magnoliopsida, Malpighiales, Salicaceae.
AAGAUGAAAGAAUGGUAUGAAGGAAAAGAACAGUGGUCACCCUGAAAAAAUAAUAUAUAAAGACAGGGCACCUAAUUGUAAAUGAAAAAGCGAAGACAGGACAUGUUCUUGUCUAUGUAUUAGAUCCAUGCAUUUAACAAUACUCACUGCUCUGUGAGCCACCAAACAAAACAAAUCAGAAUCAAACCAUUAUUAAUUUUUCAUGCUAAAACACCAUUUGGGCUGUAGAGGAAACCGGAUUCCACUCCUUCUGUUUUUUUUUCCUCGCCUUCAAAGAGAAUUUGUUGGCCUCUCUGACGCCAAAUGGUGAAGGAAAUGAGGUCUGAUUUGAACCCAUUUUCACUCUCGAAACACAACAGCGUCAUUAUAAAGUUUGCAGUCUCAUUUCUCUUGGUGGGUCUUGCUUUUCGUUUAUUAAUCUCUGGUUCAUUCAGAUUCUCUUCAGUUGUCGAGACAUCCGUCCCAGCUAAUGAAGAGACUAAACCAGAGUCUUUAAUGGCUUCUUUGCCUGAAGAGCCAGCUUCUAAUGAUUUUGAAGCUAAUAAAAGCCAAAAUUCACAAUCAGGAAAGUGUGAUUUGUUUACUGGAGAAUGGAUACCGGACCCUUCUGGUCCGUUUUACACUAAUCAGAGUUGCCUUCAGAUAGAAGGUCAUCAAAAUUGUAUGAAAAAUGGAAGACCUGAUUCAGGGUACCUCUACUGGAGGUGGAGUCCGCGUGGCUGCAGUCUCCCCAAGUUUAAUCCUAAAAAAUUUCUUCACCUGAUGAGGAAUAAGUCAUGGGCCUUCAUUGGUGAUUCCAUUUCACGUAACCAUGUCCAGUCAUUGCUUUGCAUUCUCUCUCAGGUGGAGCAAGCUGUUGAAACAUACCAUGAUGAGGAAUAUAGGUCGAAAAUAUGGCACUUUCGAACCCACAACUUCACUCUUUCAGUAAUUUGGACCCCCUUCCUUAUCAAAGCAGAUAUUUUUGAAGACAUGAACGGAGUUUCCUCUUCAGAAAUCCAGCUUCAUCUAGAUGAACUUGAUAAAAAAUGGACCGAUCAAUAUAGGAAUUUUGAUUAUGCAAUAGUUGCUGGAGGAAAAUGGUUCCUGAAAACUGCCAUCUACCAUGAGAACAACGUGGUUACAGGCUGCCAUUACUGCCCUGGAAAGAAUUUGACUGAGCUAGGGUUCGAUUAUGCAUAUCGCAAAGCAAUACAGCUGAUUUUUAACUUCAUCACAAACUCUGGUCACAAAACUCUUGCUUUCCUUAGAACAACCACGCCAGACCACUUCGAGAACGGAGAAUGGUUUAGUGGGGGUACUUGCGAUAGAAAGGUGCCCUUCAAAGAAGGCGAGGUUAAUAUGACUGAUGUAGACACGAUAAUGCGUAAUAUUGAACUGGAAGAGUUUGCGAAGGCUGCAGCGUUAGGACCUGACAAAGGGGUGGUUUUGAAACUACUGGAUACAACUCGAUUAUCAUUGUUGAGACCAGAUGGGCACCCAGGACCAUACAGGCAGUUUCAGCCAUUUGCUGAAGAUAAGAAUUCUAAAGUUCAGAAUGAUUGCUUACAUUGGUGCUUGCCUGGGCCAAUAGACUCUUGGAAUGAUUUGGUGAUGGAGAUGAUAGUCAAUGGCGGAAUAUAUCAAUGACAGAUUUUUGCUAGGCUCAGCUUCUCCAUGAUUUUUUGGCAAGCUUGGCUGAAUAAGAUCUUGAUGAUUGAAUGAAGUGGGAUUUGACUUUUGGAAAAAGAACAGCUGAUUUUCUAUGGCUUGUGCUUGCCAUGCACGGGGAGCCAUUACCCUGCCUAUGCACACCCGUUGGGUUGGCGCGAUUGUAAAUGAAAACCUACAUUCUUUAUGAUCAUUUCAUUUCAUCACAGUUAUUUGGUCAUACACUUGGAAUACACAGUCGUUCUAUCACAGGAAAA